AGUGGAGAGACUGGCCAUGGAGAACCAUAGCCUUUCCAGCCUGGCCAGCCCCUCUAGCCCCUCCAACCCUGGAGCGAACCAAGGCCUGCUGGUCAACGGCCCCAUCCAUGGCUCGGGAGACCAACGGACCUAUGGCAUCCUCGCUGCCUGUAGGAGGAAACAACUCUCUCCAGCCGCUGAAGAGCCACAAAGAGGAGUUGGAAGAAGGGAAGAGAGAUCUGAGGAGGAGGAAUGAAGAGCUGGAGAAAGAGAGGGAGGAGGGAGAGAGAGAGAGAGACUGCCUUCAUCGCUCGGUUGAGCAGCUCCGAACCAAACUGAGUUGUGGUGUUACUGAGGAAACGGUUCAGCGUUCCGAUGCCCCGCCCUCCUCUGACAGCUCCCACCUGGCCAAACUCACAGAGCAGCUUCAAGCCACACAGGGCAGGUACAGAGAGCUGCAGGAGCAGUUAGAUUCCCUCCAGAAGAGUUCAGCUCAGAGAGACAGAACUGAAGUGCUGCUUAAACAGAAGGACAAGGACUGUACCCAGCUGGAUAAGGAUGUCGAGGCGCUGAAGGCCCAGGUGACGUCUCUCCUGGGAGAGCUGAGAGAGAGACAGAGCUGUUUGGACCGGAGCCAGCAGGACCGCAACAUCCUGGACGACAGGCUGAGCAGUACUCGGGAGUCAUUGGCAGCAUCAGAGAGAGAGAUGGAACAACAGAGGAAGCAGCACUCUGUGACGGUAGACAAACUACUGCUGCAGACACACAACUUAGAGACCGCCCUGAAGACUGACCGCCUGGUCAUUACUGAGGAGAGGAGGAAGCUUGCCCAGCUGCAGCACGCCUACACCUGUCUGUUUAAGGACUACGACUCCAAACUCAAGACUGAGGGAGGAGACAUGGUUGUUCGUCUGGAGGAGGCAGAGAGAGCUCUGGCUCUGAAACAGGAUCUGAUUGACAAGCUGAAGGAAGAGGUGGAGCAACAGAGAGGAUCUCUAGAGACCGUUCCUGUUCUCACUGCCCAGGCUGAGAUCUACAAGGCAGACUUCCUAGCGGAGCGGGAGGCCAGGGAGAAGUUGAACCAGAGGAAGGAGGAGCUUCAGGACCAGCUGAACACAGCGUUGGCUGAGAUGGAGCGUCUGAAACAGGAAGAGACCUCACGGGCUCGGAUGGAGAAGAUGCAGCAGAGACACCUGGAGGUCUUCAGACCACCACGACCCCACAUCACCCCCCAAUCAGGGAGUGCCUUUAACUCCUCCUCCCGCAGCGUGGGAUUGUCUGCAGAGGGAGUGGCUGGAGGCGGGGCUGAAGAGCUUCCUGACUACCGCUGUCCAAAGUGCCAGUACCAAGCCCCCGACAUGGACACACUACAGAUACAUGUCAUGGACUGUAUCCAGUAACACACACACACUUAAAUGUUUGGGGGGGCUGAAACAACAGUAGCUCAUCAGCAUGAUGACAUCAUUGUUAUAGACCUCUUUCCUUCCCAUCCCUCUCCACCAUAUACAGUCCUCCCCCACACCUCCCUAUCCCCUCUCUCUAUCCCUCUCCACCAUAUACAGUCCUCCCCCACACCUCCCUCCAUAUCCCCUCUCUCUAUCCCUCUCUACCAUAUACAGUCCUCCCCCACACCUCCCCUCUUUCUCUCCAUAUCAAUCUUUACAUAUUUUAUUUACUUAACUAGGCAAGUCAGUUAAGAACAAAUUCUUAUGUACAAUGACGGCCUAGGAAUAGUGGGUUAACUGCCUUGUUCAGGGGCAGAACGACAGAUUGUUACCUCGUCAGCUCGGGGAUUUGAUCUAGCAACUUUUCAGCUACAAGUCCAACGCUCUAACCACUAGACUACCUGCCGCUCACUCUCUCUCCAUAUCUCUUUCUUUCUCUCCAUAUCAAUCUCUCUCUCCUUCCUGCUAUCCCUCUCAGGCUGAAAGUGUAAAUGAGUCUUCUGACCCCUGACCCUGUGUACCAGGGUGUAUUCAUUACGGAAACCGUUUAAGAACCAAACUGAAGCAAACAGAGCAAAACAAGUUUCUAUUGGACAAAUUCAGGUAGGUCCCGCCCCAUUUUGUUCUGUUUGCUUCAUGUUAGGAAACGUUUUGCAACAAAUUGAAUACCGCCCUGUGGUGUCUGUUAGUAUGUCAGAGCAUGAUAAUUCACCAUGGCCAUGUGUGUGAGUAUUGUCUAAUUCUAGGUCUUUCGGAGUACAGAGUGUUUUAAAUUGUUGUAUUAGAGACGUAAUAAAUAUAAAUAUUGACAUCA
Oncorhynchus tshawytscha (Chinook salmon) is the source of this 2238-nucleotide messenger RNA. RefSeq names its product NF-kappa-B essential modulator-like. NCBI's taxonomy places the organism in Eukaryota, Metazoa, Chordata, Actinopteri, Salmoniformes, Salmonidae. Bases 108 to 1379 code for a protein of 423 amino acids. Gene Ontology annotation, cellular component: cytoplasm; IkappaB kinase complex; nucleus. The transcript is spliced from 12 exons. Gene Ontology annotation, molecular function: K63-linked polyubiquitin modification-dependent protein binding. The record is from RefSeq and is a predicted model, not a curated record. Gene Ontology annotation, biological process: positive regulation of canonical NF-kappaB signal transduction.